Molecule: messenger RNA, 1713 nt
Organism: Penicillium chermesinum
Lineage: Eukaryota; Fungi; Ascomycota; Eurotiomycetes; Eurotiales; Aspergillaceae
Product: cytochrome P450
Exons: 4
Coding region: 1-1713 (570 amino acids)
Molecular function (GO): monooxygenase activity; heme binding; iron ion binding
Source: RefSeq, a predicted model, not a curated record
AUGGCUGCGACUGCGACUUUCUCAGCGUUACUGAACCCUGAGCUCUUACAGAUUCCAGCUACCUUUCUGGUUCUCGGGAUCGCAUUUCACCAGUGCAUCCGGACCUACGAGAUCGAUAAUCGGAUAUGGUCAUUUGUGGCGUUGUACCUGGGAGCGUGGCUGGCGCUUUGCGCAGCCUAUGUCUACAUCUACUCCUUGAGUGUAGCAUCUACGAUCGGAUGCGCCAUUUAUGCUUCGUGUUGCUUUAAUUUGGGACUUACGAUCAGCAUCUUAGCCUACCGAGCGUUCUGGCAUCCCCUCAGGAAAUUCCCAGGCCCUUGGGAUGCGAAACUGAGCCGACUAUUCCUGGUCAAACAGGCCAUUAAUCGCACUCAGUAUCACCUGGAUCUCCAGGAAAUGCAUCAAACUUAUGGCGACUUUGUGCGGACGGGUCCCCGUGAAGUCUCGAUCAAUCGACCAGCAGCCGUUCUGACGAUAUAUGGACCGCAGUCGCUCUGCACUCGGUCGCCCUGGUACAGCCAUGUAUCGGAUGAUAUCUCUCAGACCUCGUUGAAUUCGACCCGGGACCCCAAUGUCCACCGCCGGCGACGGAAGGCUUGGGAUCGUGGGUUUAGCAUCAAAGCUCUGGCAGCGUAUGAGACAAGCGUCCAGAAUAAAGUCGAUGUUCUUAUCGAUCAAAUCCGCUCCAGGGUAAAUGAACCGCUUGACGCCUCGCAGUGGAUGAUGUAUUUUGCCUUUGAUGUGAUGGGCCUCGUUGGAUUUUCUCAAGACUUUCGUCAGCUGGAGGACGGUGCAGAACAGGAGGCUAUUAAGGAGCUUCAUCAGCAAAUGCUGUUUCUUGGGAUUCUGAAGCCUGCACCGUGGAUUUUGACCAUCCUUGGGUCCAUCCAGGGACUGGUAGGUGAAUACGGGCAGUUCAUGACUUACUGCGAAGACAGAAUCUCAGAACAGAAAAAAAAAUGGGCCUCGAAAAGCGAAAAGGUGGGGGACAAAGUUCCGACAAACGUCAUAUCAUGGCUGCUGAAAGCCCUCGAGGAGGGCGAUCCGAGUGCUCCACCGGGCGAUCAAGCGCUGAACGAAGAUGGGCGUCUGAUGAUGAUCGCUGGAAGUGAUACCACGGGCGUAACUCUGGCGCAUGCGCUGUUCUAUCUUGCCAGCAACAUUGACGCCUACCGAAAGCUGCAGAAGGAACUUGAUCAUACCUUUGGGGAUGGAGCGGAGGCGUCGCAAUUCACCAAUAAAAAUCUUCAGAGCCUGGCCUACCUUGAAGCCGUCAUCCACGAGACCCUUCGCCUCAAACCCGCUGUGCCUAGUGGCCAGCCCAGAGUGACCCCAUCUGAAGGUCUGCAGGUCGACGAGGUCUGGAUUCCGAGCAAGACUAUCGUUGUGGUACCACAGUAUGUCAUCCAACGUGACGAACGAUACUUUCCAUCUGGCUCCCGUUUCAUUCCCGAGCGGUGGCUCGAUGAGAAAGACGACCUCGUCAAGCACGAGGAAGCAUUCUUCCCGUUCCAACUUGGCCAAUAUAGCUGCGUGGGGAAACAACUCGCGUUGAUGCAACUCCGAAGUGUGAUCUCCCGGAUAGCGUAUAAUUUCGAUCUCGCUUUCGCAGCCGGGGAAGAUGGGACCGCUUUUGAUGGCGAUGCGAAGGACACUUUUACGUUUACUAUAGGGCCUUUAAGUCUAGUAUUUACCGAGCGAGCCCGCCAAUAG